UCCCCACCGCACCCACCCUCCCUUCUCUCUCCAUCAUUACAUUCUUGAUUUCAUUGUCAUUUGCUCUCUCUCUAUUCCUUUAGUCCUUAUAUAUCCAUUCAGGUACUUCAUUUCCUCACCACAUUAAUUCAACACUCAAAAACCACCUCCCUAUCCACUAACAAGUCGAAAAAUGUUGCGCUGCGCACAAUCCACCACCUUGUCGCCUGAGAAAUGCUCGGUCCUGGGCAUGGACAUCGACAUCGACAUCAGCGUCCUCGAAAGACAAAAGGCUCUCUUACAACGCGUUUAUCAGCAGCAACAAGUACAAUAUUUGCAACCUCAAGAAGCUAACAUGAAUCCUUUGUUUCACCAAAAUAUGUCGAAUAUGCUGCUGGCGAAAUAUCAGGAAUGUUUGGAUGAAACCAAUUUGCCGAGUUUUCCUACGUUUGGAAGAGGAUUUGCCUGUCCUGAACUCACAAGUGGUUCCCAUUCAGCCAUUUCUAAUAACUCGUCAAUGACAAAACACGAUCAUCAGAUCAGUAGCAAAAGAGAUCGAACUGUCUCCAAUAAUACCAGGAAACGAAAAGCAGAGUUUGAUGUUGAAGAUGAUUGUAAGGACAAGGGGACUGAAAGAGAAGCAGGAGAGGUUCAAUCAGAGAUCACAGUGAAAACUGAUAGGGAAACUUCAACUAAUAAUUCUUCGAAGGAAAGCGUCCAAAAGCCAGACUAUAUCCACGUCAGGGCACGUCGUGGACAGGCCACUGACAGCCACAGCUUAGCCGAAAGAGCAAGGAGGGAGAAAAUCAGCAAGAAAAUGAAGUAUCUGCAGGAUUUAGUCCCUGGUUGUCACAAAGUGACUGGCAAGGCUGGAAUGCUUGAUGAAAUCAUCAACUAUGUUCAGUCAUUACAGAAACAAGUCGAGUUCCUUUCGAUGAAACUGGCUGCUUUAAAUCCGAGGCUCGACUUUAGCAUCGAUGAUUUCUUCCCAAAAGAGAUUCCUGCAUACAUUGCCAGUUUUCCGAUGCAAUUACAAGUCCCAAAUCCAUCAAGCUUACAGUAUAAUCAACUGCAACAAGGAGCCAUAAGUUGUGGGGUUGAUAUAGCAAUGAAUCCAUCUCAGUUGUUGCCUCAAAAAGAAGGAAGCUCUUCUGUGCCUAUUACAGAAGUAUAUCAUGAUUCUUCUUCUGGACAUCAAGCACAAGUGCUGCCAACUUGGGAUUCUGAAUGGCAAAAUCUUUUCAAUGUUGGCUUUCAUUAGUUAUGAAGAAUUAAUUGCUUAAGCAAAUAAUUGAGUGCAAAUGGUCCCGGGAUCUUGAAUAGUGAUUGAUAUAGAGGGUACAAGAGAACCAUUAGUGCUAGCCUGGCAGUUAAAGAUCACAAUCUCAAGAUGAAGCACAUAAUUUUUGGACAAGAAUAUAAUAACUACUGGAGCUAUAGGGAUUCUUUUUUCUUAUUGACAAAUCAUAAAGAUCUAUGUAUUUAAUUACUCAAUUCAUAUGGUACAAAAAUCAUUUGUUGUAAAGGUAUUGACUUGAUUUACAAAUGUUUAUAAUAUGUUUUGAAAGACAGGCACUCUUAUUGGGGCGGAUGGGAGUGGCAUGUCCGACAUGUAUUUCGUCGAGUCGAAUAUUGACACACAUCCCAUCAUCUGGGACAUGUAUCUAACAAGCUAUGUGAAGCAUCCUAUUUCAUAUAUAAUCUAUAGACUUUUGACA
Olea europaea var. sylvestris is the source of this 1697-nucleotide messenger RNA. Its product is annotated as transcription factor HBI1-like. Gene Ontology annotation, cellular component: nucleus. The transcript has 7 exons. The record is from RefSeq and is a predicted model, not a curated record. Gene Ontology annotation, biological process: regulation of DNA-templated transcription. Lineage: Eukaryota; Viridiplantae; Streptophyta; Magnoliopsida; Lamiales; Oleaceae. Gene Ontology annotation, molecular function: DNA-binding transcription factor activity; protein dimerization activity. The coding region runs from base 173 to 1240 and encodes 355 amino acids.